UCCUCUUACUUUUGUAAUGCCUCUUCGUGUGUGUGUGUGUGUGUGUGUGUGUGUGCGUUUUGGCAGCACCGCAAACUGUCUGGAUUCAUAAUCUCAUAAUCUCAGAUUUAGGGGAAUUAAUCUACAUUCUAGCAUGAGUAUCUCUAUGUUGUACUUCUACUGUCAGUUGUCAGGUGCUCCGUAUUCUUCACACACCAGAACAACCCGUCUGUCUGUCCUGUCUGUCCUGUCUCCCGUCCGUCCUGUCUGUCUUCAGACUGACCACGUUGAUCUUUGAUUACUUGAUUAACGCUCUGAUCGGUCCUCCAGGCCUCCGGUGAGUCGAGCGGCGCCGCGGCCCGAGAAGCUCCAGAAGAACAACGUCUCCAAGAAGAGGAGGCUGGUGGAGGACAUGGUCUUGGAUCACGUGUUCGGGUUUCGGGGCUUCGACUGUCGCAACAAUCUGCACUAUCUCAACGACGGCACCGACAUCGUCUACCACACCGCCGCCACCGCCAUCGUCCACAGUCUCUCCACUGGAACUCAGAGCUUCUACCUGGAACACACAGAUGACAUCCUCUCUCUGACCGCCAAUCAACACCCGAAAUACAAAAAUGUCAUCGCCACCGGGCAGAUCGGUGACGUCGGUGAACCGCCAGGCACCACCCCCACCAUCCACGUGUGGGACGCGAUGAGCAAGCAGACUCUGUCCAUCCUGCGCUGUCCUCACGCUAAAGGCGUCGGCUACGUCAACUUCAGCGCCACAGGGAAGCUGCUGCUGUCCGUGGGAGUGGACCCUGAACACACCAUCACCGUGUGGCGCUGGCAGGAAGGAUCCAAAGUGUGCAGUAAAGCCGGACACCUGGACCGGAUCUUUGUGGUGGAGUUUCGGCCGGACUCGGACUCCCAGUUUGUGUCGGUGGGAAUCAAACACGUGAGGUUCUGGACGCUGGCCGGCGGCGCCCUGAUGUACAAGAAGGGCGUGGUGGGGACGGUGGAGGACAGCAGGAUGCAGACGAUGCUCUCCGUCGCCUUCGGCGCUAACAACUUGACCUUCACCGGCGCCAUUAACGGGGACGUGUACGUGUGGCGGGAGCACCACCUGCUGAGGGUGGUGGCGAAGGCCCACACCGGGCCGGUCUUCACCAUGUACACCACCCUGAGGGACGGACUCAUCGUCACCGGCGGCAAGGAGAGGCCGACCAAGGAGGGUGGCGCGGUGAAGCUCUGGGAUCAGGAGAUGAAACGUUGUCGAGCCUUCCAGCUGGAGACGGGCCAGCAGGUGGAGUGCGUCCGAUCCGUUUGCAGAGGCAAAGGUAAGAUCCUGGUGGGGACGAAGGACGGCGAGAUCAUUGAGGUUGGGGAGAAGAACGCGGCGUCCAACCUGCUGCUGGACAGCCACGCUCGGGGAGGAGUCUGGGGUCUGACGGCUCAUCCCGCCAAAGAGCUCUGCAUCACCGCCAGCGACGACGCCACCAUCCGCCUGUGGGACCUCACCGACAAGAAAUUGCUGAACAAGGUGUGCGUCGGCCACGCGGCUCGCUGUGUGAGCUACAGCGCGGACGGGGAGAUGCUGGCGGUGGGGAUGAAGAACGGAGAAAUCCUCCUCCUCCUCGCCAACUCGCUGAAGAUGUGGGCGAAGAAACGGGACCGCAGCGUCGCCAUCCAGGACAUCCGGUUCAGUCCGGACCGGCGGCUGUUGGCGGUCGGGUCGGUGGAGAACACGGUGGAUAUCUACGAUGUGAGCGGAGGACCGACUCUGACCCGGCUGGUUUACUGCAGCGACAUCGCCGCUUUCAUCCUGCAGCUCGACUUCUCUGCCGACAGCUGUUACAUACAGGUGUCUACGGGAGAAUACAAGCGGCAGGUUUUUGAGGUUCCAUCUGGGAAGUUGGUGGUUGAUCAGACCGUCAUCGACAGAAUCACCUGGGCAACCUGGACCAGCAUUCUGGGAGAUGAGGUUUUGGGGAUUUGGCCGCGGAAUGCCGACAAAGCUGAAGUCAACUGUGCGUGCGUGUCCCACGCCGGCGUGAACGUGGUCACCGGGGACGACUUCGGAUUGGUCAAACUGUUCGACUUUCCCUGCACAGACAAGUUUGCCAAACACAAGCGCUACCUCGGCCACUCGGCUCACGUGACCAAUAUCCGGUUCUCCCACGAGGACAAAUACGUGAUCAGCACAGGAGGAGACGACUGCAGUGUGUUUGUGUGGAAAUGCCUGUGAAUCGCAGAGACUCCUCCUCCCCCCCCCCCCGGGUGACGCUUUCACUCAAAGCGCCUUAACAGCACCGCAAGUGGAUCCAGAGGGAGUCGAACCUGCGACCUGCAACCUUUUCCUUUUUAGAAUUUAGGAAUAAAGAAGUUUUCUGUUCUGCUCUGUUGGCGGGGCGGACAAACGUCGGUCUGAAGCCCAACGCCUGAGACGCCGCGUGGAUGGAUCACGUGACCCAGAAAAGGAGGAAGACACCAGGAGAAUCGUCGGAUGUGUUUUCUGAGCGUUUUCAAUCCCAGUCCGUUUCCUCCUCAUGGCGUCGUCACUGUGGUCCGUGCGCCUCGAGGUGCACAAGGAGAGUGCCAAAGAGCAAGAAGGUUAAACGCAACAACAUCUCAGAUUUUUCAGAUUAAAAGAAAGACGAAACGAUUCCUCCGGGGGGGGCGGAUGCAUAUAAAUCUGCGUACACUAAAGACAGAAUCAUGUUCAUCAAAUGGGCAUAAACAAAGAUCCCUCUGAGCGACAGUAAGAAUAGUGCGUCAGUGCAGCCUGUAACCUGCUGGAAUUACUGAGAUAUCAGCUGAACACACGACGGGCCCACAAAUACCAGUUUGCCCUCUCGAUCUAAGCACUAAGUAGACUGCAGAGGACCCGAUCCACGUUUGCACCUCGGUGGUUAAAUAAUGAUCCACAUUUAGUCUCAAAGAUCAAGCUGAAUUGUCCCCUGUCUUGCGCCACUGUGGGGACGUCAACAAAAGGCAGGUUUGCAUUUGAGUGUUUGAUGCCUCAGUAACUCUGCUGAGGAUUAAAGUUACUUUUGAGGAAAAAAACAAUACUAUUCAACCCAUUUAAAGGACAAACUGCGGCACGCUGUGUUAUUAUUGGUCCGAUGAAGCCGCUGAGAGGAGACUGCUGUUAGAAAUCAUUCUGAUCAUUACGGACGUUCUGAACUGGGAGAAAAGAUUUCACUCAUAUUCAUAGAAACGUGGUUGUCUGUCUUCAACUGAAUAUAUUUGAUUUAAACUGAUUUUUCCUUUCAAAGAGCUUUUCUGUCGUUACACUUAAGUGCCUUUCCGGGUCUUUCUAUCUGUCUUUUUUUCUUCUGCUCCUUGGGAGUGGGAUAUUUCAUAUGCUGUGUUUUUAUUUAAUCCACAACUGAACUUAUUUUGUACUCUGUCUGGUGCUACACUGAGAAUGUUCAAAACCUUUAUUCAUCCAAAAUGGACGGACAUAUAAAAAUAUUUUCUUUGCUGCUGCUUUUUGUUUUUAAAGACUUGAAACAUCCAAAGCAUCGUGAUGGCAAAAUGAAAACCGGACAUCCAAAGGAAAGAAAUGAGAGGAACGUCUGUGGAGGAAUCUAAAUGUAUGAAUUAUGUAUGUUCAAAUUACAAUGUGGAUGAGUUUCCUGUGUCUGAACUGUUGAUUAUUAACUUUUAACUGCUGUGAUAAUUCAUCAAACAUUUACCUUCGACGCACCUGAUUACCGGAGGUCAAAAGGUCCUUUUUUCUCAGAACAGAAUGUGAUUCAUUCUGUUCUGAGAAAAAUAAUAGUUUUUGUUUAUACAGCAAAUCACAGCCAGAAAAAUACACAAUAAAGGAAAGUUAAUACUUA
Gasterosteus aculeatus aculeatus (three-spined stickleback) is the source of this 3803-nucleotide messenger RNA. Its product is annotated as echinoderm microtubule-associated protein-like 6. The record is from RefSeq and is a predicted model, not a curated record. NCBI's taxonomy places the organism in Eukaryota, Metazoa, Chordata, Actinopteri, Perciformes, Gasterosteidae. Gene Ontology annotation, molecular function: microtubule binding.